CGCGGCGAUAAGUACAUCGCCAAGUUUCAGGGAGAAGACACGGUCAUGAUCGCGUCCAAGCCUUAUGCAUUUGACCGAGUGUUCCAGUCAAACACCUCUCAAGAGCAAGUAUAUAAUGAUUGUGCAAAGAAGAUUGUUAAAGAUUUGAUCAUUUUGACCACCAAAAGAGCAUUGUGAGAGGAAGGAUGAUGGGAGCUGGAGCUGAAAAAGCAAACAAGAGCCAGGUCAAAAAGAGCCUAAUUUUACCUGAUUACAAAUGUAUGCUCUCCAGGACUUUUAAACAGAUGAGUAUUAUUUUUUAUUUUUUUAAAGAUUCAUCCUCAGGAUGGGUACAUUUCAUUGUAUAUAAAUUUUUUACCUCAAGGAUGGAAACUGGAAAGUGAAUCCUAGUUAAUGAUAUAUGCAUAGUGAAGAAUUUUAGGUGAAAGUGUACUGAAGUCUGCAGGUUACAUUGAAAUGCAUUAAAAAAUGAGAUGGAUGGAUAGAUACAUGAUUAAACAGUAAAAUUAUAAAAUGUUACUGAUCAGAUUUUAGUGGUUAUAGGAGUGUUCCCUGUAAAAUGUAUUCACUUUUUCUGUAUGUUUAGAUUUGUUGGGGGUAAGUCACUAGAGAAAGCAAAGUCAGGGCUGGAUAUGAAGGUAGGCAAGAAUUAUUUUCCUACCUAUAAAGUAAGUUUAUAAACUUACUUUAAUUAUAAUGUGGUAUGUCUAGAAAUCACCUCUAAUCAGUCAUUGUUCUAUCCCUUGCGCCCAGAGCAGAGCUUAGAUCCUAGCAGGUGUCCAAUAAAUAUUUGAAUGUUGAAUAUUCCAUAAUCUCUGUAAUCAUACGAAAUUUUUUAAGUUAUGCUUGAAGUCCCAAAUACAAAUGUAUUGUAUACAUUUGUUAUCCUAGGUCCCUUCACAUAACAUAGUUUCACAUAACCACAAAUAAUACUGUAAUAUUCUGUAGACAUGCUAGUAAAUAUGAUCUUGAGAAAGUCACUUGUACACUUACCAGUAUUUAUUAAGUAUUUAUUUUGGUGGUUGCUAGGUAUUUGGAUCAUAUCAUGAAUAGAUAUAUCAAAAAUUUGGAUUUGAUUAAAAGAUAUUAAGCAGAGAGUGUGACAUAGACAUACUGAGAACAAUUAUGUGUAAAGGAAGUGAAUUGGAAAGGGUCUAGUACUUUUUUCUCUAGAUGAUUUCUUACUCAAAAUUAUACUGCAGUGCCAUCCAUUUUAAAUGGGAUAGAAGAUCUCUUAAAAUUUUCCCAGGGGAGUAAAUACCUUCUUUUGUUGUUGUUGUUGUUGUUGUUGUUGUUGUUAAUAAAUGUUUCUGUAGGAAAUCUGUUAAUAUCUAGUUAGUUGAGCCCAAUGUUGGGAUUGUUCUUUUUUUUCUUUUUUAAAUAACCAAUUAAAAAAAAAAAAAUACAAGGAUUGACUUGCUUCCUGAUUUACCACUGUUGCCAUCAGCUAUUUCCAACAGAGUCUUCUCUUUUUAGUUUCCUCUAGAAUACAGUGUAAUCUCUUAGUACCUUUUUGUCACCAAAAUAAUACAACUAAAUCCCUAAAAAUUGAAAAUAAAAAGGUCACCUUGUUAAAUUUUCUUUUUUCCCUUCAGCCUAGUAAAGAAAGAUAUUUAAAUUAAGGUUAAUGGUAGAUUUUGGAGUACAUACAGGGCUAGAAAAUACUUAAUUUCAUAGGAACUUUCUGAGAAUUUAUUUUUGAGUUAGAACUGGGCUUAUUAAGCUUGUGUAAGGGAGACUGUUGUAUGGGUUUGUGAGAUUUAAUCACCAAUUAACCACUAAUCAGUAGUCCUAGUUGUAAAAGUGAAUUCAUAUCUCUAUGUAAAUUUGCAGAACAUUUUUUUCCUUUUAGGUCACAUAAAUCUUUGGAAUACAGGUAUAAUGACAUUUGAGAUAUAUGUACACUUCUAUAAGAAAUGAAUAUAAGCAAUGGAAUUUAAAUUUUGUGUUUUAUUGACCACAGAAAGUAAUCUGGGCUGGAGAGAAAGUAACUACUCAGGUGGAUUAUUACUAAGAAAAUUACUAUUAAUGUAUUCGUAUUUUUUUCUUUAAUGUCUUUAUAAAUUUUUCAUGAACUAAAUUUUGUGAUGGUAUCUUUCAUAUUAGUAUAAAGAAAAUCUGAACCUUCCUUACUGUUCUUCCCACAAAUAUUUUAUUGUGCAGAUUUGAUUAUGCAUGGAUGAGGAAGAGGGUUAAUAUGUAUGUGAAUUUUUUCAGUGUUUUCUAACAUUCUUAAGUAAUUUCUCAUGAAACUUCCUUAAGGGGAAAAAUAAAUGCCCUGAAGUACAAAAUCUCUUAUUUUCUCAUAGAUGUACUUGAGGGAUACAAUGGAACGAUAUUUGCAUAUGGACAAACAUCCUCUGGGAAGACACAUACAAUGGAGGGUAAACUUCAUGAUCCAGAAGGCAUGGGCAUUAUUCCAAGAAUAGUGCAAGAUAUUUUUAAUUACAUUUAUUCUAUGGAUGAAAAUUUGGAAUUUCAUAUUAAGGUUUCAUAUUUUGAAAUUUAUUUGGAUAAGAUAAGGGACCUGUUAGAUGUUUCAAAGACCAACCUUUCCGUUCAUGAAGAUAAAAACCGAGUUCCCUAUGUAAAGGGAUGCACAGAGCGUUUCGUAUGUAGUCCAGAUGAAGUUAUGGAUACCAUUGAUGAAGGAAAAUCCAACAGACAUGUAGCAGUUACAAAUAUGAAUGAACAUAGCUCUAGGAGUCACAGUAUAUUUCUUAUUAAUGUAAAACAAGAGAACACGCAAACGGAACAAAAGCUGAGUGGAAAACUUUAUCUGGUUGAUUUAGCUGGUAGUGAAAAGGUUAGUAAAACUGGAGCUGAAGGUGCUGUGCUGGAUGAAGCUAAGAACAUCAACAAGUCACUUUCUGCUCUUGGAAAUGUCAUUUCUGCUUUGGCAGAGGGAAGUACGUAUGUUCCAUAUCGCGAUAGUAAAAUGACAAGAAUUCUUCAAGAUUCAUUAGGUGGAAACUGUAGAACCACUAUUGUAAUUUGCUGCUCUCCAUCAUCGUACAACGAAUCUGAAACGAAAUCUACACUCCUGUUUGGUCAAAGGGCCAAAACAAUUAAGAACACAGUUUGUGUAAAUGUAGAAUUAACUGCAGAACAGUGGAAAAAGAAGUAUGAAAGAGAAAAGGAAAAAAAUAAGACCCUGCGGAACACCAUUCAAUGGCUUGAAAAUGAACUCAACCGGUGGCGUAAUGGAGAGACAGUGCCUAUUGAUGAACAGUUUGACAAAGAGAAAGCCAACUUGGAAGCUUUUGCAGUGGAUAAGGAUAUUACCAUCACCAAUGAUAAACCCGCAGCUACGAUUGGAGUUACUGGAAACUUUACUGAUGCUGAGAGAAGAAAGUGUGAGGAAGAAAUUGCUAAAUUGUACAAACAACUUGAUGACAAGGAUGAAGAAAUUAAUCAACAGAGCCAGUUGGUAGAGAAACUAAAGACACAAAUGUUGGAUCAAGAAGAGCUUCUGGCAUCGACCAGAAGAGAUCAAGAUAAUAUGCAAGCUGAACUGAAUCGCCUUCAAGCAGAAAAUGAUGCCUCUAAAGAAGAAGUAAAAGAAGUUUUACAAGCCUUAGAGGAGCUUGCUGUCAAUUAUGAUCAGAAGUCUCAGGAAGUCGAAGAUAAAACUAAGGAAUAUGAAUUGCUUAGUGAUGAACUAAACCAGAAAUCGGCAACUUUAGCAAGUAUAGAUGCUGAACUUCAGAAACUUAAGGAAAUGACCAACCACCAGAAAAAACGAGCAGCUGAGAUGAUGGCAUCUUUACUAAAAGACCUUGCAGAAAUAGGAAUUGCUGUAGGAAAUAAUGAUGUAAAGCAGCCUGAGGGAACUGGCAUGAUAGAUGAAGAGUUCACUGUUGCAAGGCUCUACAUUAGCAAAAUGAAAUCAGAAGUAAAAACAAUGGUAAAACGCUGCAAACAGUUAGAAAGCACGCAAACUGAGAGCAACAAAAAAAUGGAAGAAAAUGAAAAGGAGUUAGCAGCAUGCCAGCUUCGUAUCUCUCAACAUGAAGCCAAAAUCAAAUCAUUGACUGAAUACCUUCAAAAUGUGGAGCAAAAGAAAAGACAGCUAGAGGAAUCUGUCGAUUCCCUCAGUGAAGAACUAGUCCAACUUCGUGCACAAGAGAAAGUGCAUGAAAUGGAAAAGGAGCACUUAAAUAAAGUUCAGACUGCAAAUGAAGUUAAGCAAGCUGUUGAACAGCAGAUCCAGAGCCACAGAGAAACACAUCAAAAACAAAUUAGUAGUUUGAGAGAUGAAGUUGAGGCAAAAGAAAAACUUAUUACUGAUCUUCAAGACCAAAACCAGAAAAUGAUGUUAGAACAGGAACGUCUGAGAGUAGAGCAUGAGAAAUUGAAAGCUACAGAUCAGGAAAAGAGCAGAAAACUACAUGAACUUACAGUCAUGCAAGAUAGACGAGAACAAGCAAGACAAGACUUGAAAGGUUUGGAAGAGACAGUGGCAAAAGAACUUCAGACUUUACACAACCUGCGUAAGCUCUUUGUUCAGGACUUGGCCACCAGAGUUAAAAAGAGUGCCGAGAUUGAUUCUGAUGACACUGGAGGCAGUGCUGCUCAAAAGCAGAAGAUCUCCUUUCUUGAAAAUAAUCUUGAACAACUCACUAAAGUGCACAAACAGUUGGUACGUGAUAAUGCAGAUCUUCGCUGUGAACUUCCUAAGUUGGAAAAGCGACUUAGAGCUACAGCUGAGAGGGUAAAAGCUUUGGAGUCAGCACUGAAAGAAGCCAAAGAAAAUGCAUCUCGUGAUCGCAAACGCUAUCAGCAAGAAGUAGAUCGUAUAAAGGAAGCAGUCAGGUCAAAGAAUAUGGCUAGAAGAGGACAUUCUGCACAAAUUGCUAAACCUAUUCGUCCUGGGCAACAUCCAGCAGCUUCUCCAACUCAUCCAAGUGCAAUUCGUGGAGGAGGUGCAUUUGUUCAGAACAGCCAGCCAGUAGCAGUUCGCGGUGGAGGAGGCAAACAAGUGUAACCUCUACACAUUACCCACAGGCAUUGAAAGUAAUUGAAUAUGAAGAGGACAUAAUAUCAAGCAGAGUCUUUCAGUGACUAUAACCUCUACCCCCUGGGAAUUGCAGAAUUAUAACUUUUUUUUAAUGUAUAAAUUAUACCUGGCUUGUACAGCUGUUUCCUACCCACUCUUCUUGUAAACUCUGCUGCUUCCCAACACAACUAGAGUGCAAUUUUGGCGUCUUAGGAGGGAAAAAAAAUGACAGUUUACAACUGUGGUCCUAUUUAUUACACAGUUUGUCUUUUGUGUCUUAAAUUUAGUCUUCACUGUGCCAAGCUAACUGUACCAUAUAGGAUUGUGCUUUUUGUACUUUUUUUUGUGUGUGUGUUUAUUUUUUAAUCUCAGUUUAAGUUACCUAGCUGCUACUGCUUUUUAUUUUGCUUUUCUUAUUACAAUGUCUUCCUUAUUUAGGGAAAAUGGAACAUUUAGAUUAAAUGUCUUAAAUUUUACCACUUAAAACACUACAUGCCCACAAAAUAUAUCCAGUCAGUACUGUACUUUAAAAUCCCUUGAAAUGAUUUCAGAGUUAAAAUUAUUUGUAUCGUCUCUGAAGUUUGCUUCUGAAAACUACUGUUUGAGCACUGAAACCUUAAAACUGCAUAAGUAGGCAUUUGAGACUGAGCAAUGCUACUUAAUUCUCUCAUGAAAUACCUGUUGCUAAAUUAUCUUGAAUAGAAAUAUUUUAUAUCAAAAGCAGUCUCACUUUAAGAAAGAGAGUUUGGAGACUCUUUCCAGUUCUGUAAUCCAUAUGGCCUGAUGGAAUGAAAAUACCCUGCUUCAUUCUGGUGAGCCUGCUAAUUAAUAUAAGAAUUGGACAGAUUAAUUUAUCAUCUUAAUAUAGUGAAAUGAAUUAAGAUACUACACGAUCAAACAGCAUUUUAUAUUGUUAGUGCUGUAUCGAUUAUUCUAAAUUUAUAGUCUGUGAAAAUUAGAAAAAGUAUGGAAGAACAGGACAAGUAUAUGGUGGACUUACAAACACGUUAAUUUUGGUCUGAAAUCCUUGAGGUGUUUUUAAUCUGUUAACACCAAGUCAUACACUAUAAUUUAUUUCUUGUUUAGUCUAGAAAUAAUAAAUUGCAAGUCACUAAUCCUCAAAUUAUUGUGUUGGCUAUAGCCCCUAAUUUUGUAAUUAGUACUAAUUGUACCUGUUUUUGCCAUUCUUCUCAGCUGAUUAGGCGACGUCAGGUUUAUUUUCAAAAGCUAUAAAAGUAAUAAGGAAAGAGGUUUCAAUAUUUGCUUCAUCUGUGCGUGGGGUGACUGCAGCUAUAUUAGCAGAAAUUUGCAGAGGAUGAGGAUUUAAGGUUAUUCAGUCAGUAAAGAAAGUUGGAGAGUUCUGUGUUAGGAUCUGGCUGGCAGAAUUAACUUUUUGAAAAAGUUUUAUACACAGAUAUUUGUAUUAAAUUUGGAGCCAUAGUCAGAAGACUCAGAUCAUAAUUGGCUUAUUUUUCUAUUUAACUAUUGUAAUUUCCACUUUUAUAAUAGUUUUGAUUUAAAAGAUAAAUUUAUUUAUUUAUUUUUUUAACAGUCAAAAAUCCUUGCUGUUGUAGUAUGCAACCUUUAAAAUGAUUGUGUUGCUUUUGAUCAAAGAAACACUCCAGAAAUUGAGAUGAAACCUUGGUGUGCAGCAAGAUUGAAGUAAUACAGUUAACUUUAAAAAAAAAAAAAAGUGCUAUAGCCUAUUUAUGAUGAUAGUUUUCUAAAUGGAGAAAUAUUUGGCUGCAUUCACAUAGACAUUUAUAUUUUGUUUUCAAAAGAAAGCUUGCUUCUUUGGCAGUACUCUUAAAUGAAGCAGAUUUUUUUUUUCUUUUAUCUGAACAUGGUAGUUUCACUCUUGUUAGAUGUAUCACGGGUAUUGGUGCUGUGUAACAAACAAUUGUAACUAGCAUGUGGUUCAGAAUACACAAUGUUAGGGUUUUUUAAUAUUGAAAUGGUUCUUUUCUAUUUAUAAUUUCAAACUUUCACAAAGUGUACAAAGAAUUUCAUAAAUUAGUUUUCAGUGAACUGCUCUAUUUGCUACGGUAGGUCAUUAAACAGCAUUUACUCUUAUAAAUGAAAAUUUCUGAUCAUCUGGAACAUUGACGCUUAUUUCAAUUUGCGGUGUCUUUUUUUUUUUUUUUUUUUUUUGACAAUAUCAACGUUCCUCUGAAUGGUAUUGAUAAAUGGUUCAGAAGAGAAACUCAGUGAAAUAAAAGAAUAAUAUUUAUUCAUGGUGAGCAAUUAAAUUAUUUGCCUAACUUAAACUACUAUUUGUAACUUUCAAUUUGAUAUGAGGUGACAGAAAAGAGUCUUGAGUAUACCUGUGGAGUAUGUGGGUUUAUUUUCAGUGCUUGAAGAUACACUCAAAGAUCAUUGGUUUGGGAAGACGCCAUAUAAUUUUAAGUUAACCUGCAUGCUGUAAAUGUGUUUUAUGUUUAAAUAAAGAGGAAAAUUUUUUUGAAAUGUAAUAACUUUCUUAAAACUUAGUUGAUGAAGUAUUAGGUUGAUUUUAUAUGACUAAGAGGCCUUUUGUCUUGACAGAAUAGUGACUAAUGUGUCAUUAUAUUCAUGUAUAUUCUGUUUCCUAAUGUAUUACUUACUCUUUGGACAGUGGGUAUUAAAUAUGUAGGCUGAAAA
This is a messenger RNA of Prionailurus viverrinus (fishing cat), 7639 nucleotides long. RefSeq names its product kinesin family member 5B (gene KIF5B). Gene Ontology annotation, molecular function: ATP binding; microtubule binding; microtubule motor activity. Gene Ontology annotation, biological process: microtubule-based movement. Lineage: Eukaryota; Metazoa; Chordata; Mammalia; Carnivora; Felidae. The coding region runs from base 2378 to 4987 and encodes 869 amino acids. The transcript is spliced from 26 exons. The record is from RefSeq and is a predicted model, not a curated record.